Clonostachys solani is the source of this 1068-nucleotide messenger RNA. NCBI's taxonomy places the organism in Eukaryota, Fungi, Ascomycota, Sordariomycetes, Hypocreales, Bionectriaceae. The record is from the annotation of a GenBank genome assembly.
AUGGCUUCUCUCAUCGCUCUUUUCUCUAAUCACAUCAAGAUCACUGGCGUAUCGGGCCACAUCGGCUGCCGCGUCCUGACAGAAGCCCUGGCAAGUGGUCACCAAGUCCGGGCUGUGCUGCGGAAAGAGUCUCAAAUGGCCAAGAUCCAAGCACUAGCAUCAGUUCAGCCUUAUCUCUCUCAACUCGAGCUUGUUUUGAUACCCGACGUCACUGUACCAGGUGCCUUCGAUACUGCUGCCGACGGACUCUGGGCUAUCAUUCACGUUGCCUCCCCUACAUUUUCUGGGUUUGGGGAGGUCAAUGUAUCGGAGUUUUGUUCCACAUCGUGGCGUGUCACUCAGAGCGUGCUGGACUUUGCUGCAAAGACGCCUUCAGUGAAGCGGGUAGUGAUCACCUCCUCUAUCAGCGCUAUCAUACCCUUCUUUGAUACAGCAGAACAUGAUACGUCGGGUUUCUACACCAAUCAAUCCCCAAUCUCCAUCGGCGGAAUCGAGUCAUGGCCAGACCAGGCACCCGAAAACGUAGCAUAUGUUUUGUCGAAGAUCUACGUCGCGGAUUGCGUCCGCAAAUACGUCCAGUCGAACGAACCCAAACUACACUUUUCCGUUGUCAACGUCCUUCCAGGGACUACUGUUGGGCCGAAUGAGUUAGCAUCAACUCCCAGAGAGCUCCUAGUUGGCUCAAAUAUGGUUGUGAUGGGGCCACUGCUGGGCAUCAAGUUUGCGCCUAUUCCCUCCGUUGUAUCCCAUGUUGACGAUGUUGCAUUUGCACAUCUCAAGACUCUGAACCUGGAUAUUUCACCAGGAGAUAUUUUCAGCCUUUUACCGGUCUUCAAUUCGAAGGCAGAUCCGACUCUAUUCAAAUGGGACGAUGCAGUGAAUAUUGUCCGGGAGGAAUUUCCUGAAGCAACAAACUGCGGCAUGUUCCCAUUUGGUGGAACUGUUCCUGUAGUGCAGGUUCUGGCUGAUUCUACAGAGGAUGAAAAGAUGCUCGGCAGGAAGUUCAAGGGAUACAGGGAAGCUGUCAUUGACGUCGUUCGGCAGUAUUUGAAGCUAGCAGCGAAAUAA